Molecule: messenger RNA, 1278 nt
Organism: Colletotrichum spaethianum
Lineage: Eukaryota; Fungi; Ascomycota; Sordariomycetes; Glomerellales; Glomerellaceae
Product: glycosyl hydrolase 5 family protein
Exons: 3
Coding region: 1-1278 (425 amino acids)
Molecular function (GO): hydrolase activity, hydrolyzing O-glycosyl compounds
Source: RefSeq, a predicted model, not a curated record
AUGAAGUUCCUCAGCUCUCUCCUGGCCGUCGCCAGCACCGUCGCGCCCCUCUGCGCCGCCGUCGCCCUUCCUCAGGCCAGGCAGGCCAGCUGGCCCAACGGACCCUUCACGACCAACGGCCGCUGGCAGCAGGACGCCUCGGGCAACCAAGUCAACUUUGCCGGCACCAACUGGCCCGGCCACGGCGAGGUCAUGGUCCCCGAGGGCCUGCAGUACAAGUCGAUUGAGGAGAUCGUCUCCAAGGUCAAGAGCAUCGGUAUGAACGCCAUCCGCCUGACGUACGCGAUCGAGCUCGUCGACCAGAUCUACGCCAACGACGGCAAGGACGUUGACAUCAAGACGGCGUUCAUCGAGGGCCUGGGCGAGACGAACGGCACUGCCGUCCUCGCGCAGGUUCUGGCGAACAACCCUUCCUUUACCGAAGCCACCACCCGUCUGGAGGUUUACGACGCCAUCGCCGAGGAGUGUGCCAAGCAGCAGGUCCACAUCCUCCUCGACAACCACAUGUCCAAGGGCAAGUGGUGUUGCUCCAGCGACGACGGCAACACCUGGUGGGGAGACCGCGAGUUCAUCGCCGCCAAUUGGGUGCGCGGUCUGGCCUAUAUGGCCGAGCACGGCAAAUCAUGGCCGGCACUUACAGCCAUGUCCCUCCGGAACGAGCUCCGCCAGGCCUCCGACAACCCGGACCUCGUCGCCGCCUCCUACAACUGGCAGGACUGGUACAAGUACAUCCAGCAGGGCACCGACGCCAUCAACGGCGCGAACCCGGACGUGCUCAUCUACCUCUCGGGCCUCAACUACGACACGACCGUCGCGCCCGUCUUCCGCGGCACCGCCCUGAGCCCCGGCAACGGCACCUUCUCGCUCGCCGACUUUGAAGGGUACGCCGACAAGCUCGUGCUCGAGAUCCACAACUACGAGGGCAGCAUCGGCAGUUGCUCCAGCCUGCGGUACAACCUUUACAACGCCGGGUUCCAGGCCAUGAACGAGACGGACCCGGCGACGGCCAACAUGUUCCCCGUCGCGCUGACCGAGUUCGGCUUCAACAUGAAUGACGACACGUACCUCAACGUCUACUCAUCGUGUCUGGCCGAGUACCUCCCCGAGGCCCAGGCGAGCUUCUUCAUCUGGGUGCUGGUUGGCAGCUACUACAUCCGCCAGGGCACGCAGAACUUUGACGAGGCGUGGGGUCUGUUGAAGGCUGACUGGUCUGACUGGAGGAACCCUAGCUACAUUGAGGAGCAGCUGAAGCCCAUGGUUGCUGGUGUUAUUGGGUAG